AUGCAGAUCACUGCUUUCGUCACCUCUUUCCUCUGCCUGGCCGCAGCCCAAUUCGCUGCCGCAGACCCCACCACGACCUCAUACACUACCACGACCAUCACGAAGACUCUUAUUCGAGCUCACUCGGUCACUGCUGCUCCCAGCUCCAGCUCUAGCGUCGUCUUUACCCCGAGCUCUAGCAUGGCUACCGUGACUUCUACGCCUCUUGUCGCCUCUUCUACCAAGGUCAAGACCUCCGUAACCGCAUCCUCAUCCAACUCUGCUGUCGCCUCUGCCACCAGCACUGGCGGCGCAGUUAACCUGGGUGCAGGUAUCCCCGCUGCUAUGGUUGCUGGAUCCUUUGCGCUGAUUAUGGGCGUGGCCCUGUAA
Messenger RNA from Penicillium malachiteum, 369 nucleotides. RefSeq lists its product as uncharacterized. The transcript has a single exon. Lineage: Eukaryota; Fungi; Ascomycota; Eurotiomycetes; Eurotiales; Aspergillaceae. The coding region runs from base 1 to 369 and encodes 122 amino acids. The record is from RefSeq and is a predicted model, not a curated record.